GAGACUAUUGUGGAUUCUUCGCAUCGCGACGUGUCGACAUUGUUAGGUGGGUAAAAAAGAGAAGCUGAGAAAUCAUGGAUUUUGAUGGCGCAUAACGCCUGACACGUUCUUUUUACAAAGCUCCCUAAGAGCUGCAGUUUUUCUUUUCUUCAUUUCUUGCCAAUUCCUCCUCGUUGGUUCCGUUCAUCUUUUCACUUAACCUUCUCUCCAUCCAUUGGGCUUUUCUUGCUUGAAUCCGCACAUCCCUUUCGUCGCAUUCAACUUUUCCCCGUCACUGAGGCCACGGUUUCCUUCAGAGUCGAUUUUAGGCAACCCAGACGUCGGAGCGAUCAUUCCAGGCAUAACUGGUAGCCGUUCAACCCAACCGGAAGCAAGCGAGUCGGUCAUUUGUUUAGCACCAAAGCUGUCAGUCUGACUUGGUGUCAAACUUUUGUCUAGGACCACACUGUUCCUUCUGACACAAUCCGGGUUUCCUUUCGACAACGUGCCACUUCUUCACCAAAUAAAACAAGUGUCAUAUAACCUGACAAGUACAACUCAAGAAAAACAGCAACCACUUAUUAAAAAAAAAGACUCUUCUGUUGGUACACCAACAUUUAACUUUAUCCCGAAGCGCACAGAUUCACCCCUUCUCGCAAGUUCCUGAGCGUCAAGAUAGGGGUCCAUUUUUUGCGCCACAGCGUCCUCUCCCCCGAAAGCCUCCAACGCCCUCCCGAAACACCAAGUCCUUUCAAGGCCUAUUCGAUGAGCGUCCGGUCGAAACGAAACAAAUCUCCCAAGCUGGGGUUGAACACAACCCUUGACUCCAAGGGCGGGACAGGGAAGAGUAACGGCGUAUCGACAAUGAACAACAACGCCGAAUACAGGCGCAAGCCGGGCCCUCAAGGCUCCGAGGUUGUGACUGCAAACCUGAUAGCGCGCGAGAACUUCUCUCUCGACGAGCCAGUACCAAAGACGCCUGCGCUCAACAAUCAUGGCUUCUUCGAGCUGCCGCUUGUGGACCAGCGCAACUUUGGCCUCCUCGUGCUAUUAUACUUUAUGCAAGGCGUACCUAUGGGUCUGGCCACUGGUUCGGUGCCAUUUCUGCUCAAGGAUCACAUGUCAUACAGUGAGAUUGGAGUGUUCAGUCUGGCUUCGUACCCGUACUCUCUGAAGCUGCUUUGGAGUCCCAUUGUUGAUGCGAUAUGGAGCCCACGCGUAGGCCGCCGUAAGAGUUGGAUCCUGCCCAUCCAGAUCCUCUCUGGCCUGGGCAUGCUCUUGCUCGGCUCAACGGUGGAGAACAUGAUGGCCAUGACCGGCAAGCCUGGUGGACCUACGGUCUGGGGCUUCACCGGCUGGUGGUUCUUCCUUGUGCUCAUGUGUGCCACUCAGGACAUCGCCGUCGACGGCUGGGCCCUUACUCUGCUCACGCCCGGCAACAUAUCCUACGCCUCGACUGCGCAGACGGUCGGUCUGACGGCCGGCCAAUUCUUGUCCUACACUGUCUUCCUUGCCUUCAACUCAAAAGAUUUCGCCAACAAGUGGGUUCGAACCACCCCCCUGGACCACGGCCUACUCAGUCUUGGUGGAUACCUGAACUUCUGGGGCUGGACCUUCAUCCUGGUCACGAUAGGGUUGGCCGUGCUGAAGCGUGAAGACCGCACGCGCAACGAGGAUGGCGUCUGGGACGUCUACCGCAUCAUGGUGGGCGUACUGAAGCUGAAGCACGUCCAGUCCAUCAUUGCUGUGCACUUGAUCGCCAAGGUUGGUUUCCAGGCCAAUGACGCCGUCACUAACCUCAAGCUGCUCGACAAGGGCUUCGGCACAGACAACAUGGCGCUCACGGUCCUGAUCGAUUUUCCGUUCGAGAUCGGUCUCGGCUACUACGCCGGAAAGUGGUCGCAAGAAUAUACGCCCAUGCGCCUGUGGUGCUGGGCAUUUGUCGGUCGCUUGAUCGCGGCCCUGGCGGCGCAGUUUACUGUGUAUAUUUUCCCGGCGGGUGGUGUAACGCCUUGGUACAUGCUGGUUGUUAUCGCGGAGCACAUAUUUUCGACCUUUACAAACACUGUCAUGUUCGUGGCAGUGUCUGCCUUUCACGCCAAGAUCUCGGAUCCCAUCAUCGGUGGCACAUACAUGACGCUGCUUGCAACUGUGUGCAACCUGGGUGGCACAUUCCCAAGGCUGUUCGUGCUCAAGGCAGUCGAUGCUUUCACCGCCGCGACCUGUCACCCGCCCAGCUCGUUGUUGGACCAGGACACCAAGAAACUUAAAGGUCCCCUGGUCACGCAGCCCUUCUCGUGCGCCGUCCAGGCCGAAAAGGAGCGCUGCUUGGCCGGUGGUGGCAUCUGCGAAAUGACGCGUGACGGCUACAAUAUUGUCAACCUCUUGUGCGUGGGGUUCGGCAUAGUAACGUUUGUCAUGUUUAUUCGCCCACGGGUUAUGCAGCUUCAGGCGCUGCCCCUGAGGGCUUGGAGGCUAAGUAGCAUGAACUCGCGAUCAUGAGAGCAUAUUUUCUUGGCGCAAGAGCCUUUCUUUUGCCGUUGAAAAGAAAAGAAAAAAUUCCUUUGUUAUACUUCAUUUUGCGAAAUAUACGACAUGGCAUGUAGGAAAAGUGUACGAUUUGUCAAUAAACUAAGAACAGCUUGCUACAUAAGAAUCAAGACCGUAUACUCUCUAUACUGCCAUAUUUAACUAGUUCUAGACCUGGUGUUCAGUCUGCUUCACGGUUUGAUCA
This is a messenger RNA of Pyricularia oryzae 70-15, 2713 nucleotides long. Its product is annotated as acetyl-coenzyme A transporter 1. The record is from RefSeq and is a predicted model, not a curated record. The transcript is spliced from 2 exons. The coding region runs from base 745 to 2481 and encodes 578 amino acids. Gene Ontology annotation, cellular component: membrane. Gene Ontology annotation, molecular function: acetyl-CoA transmembrane transporter activity. Lineage: Eukaryota; Fungi; Ascomycota; Sordariomycetes; Magnaporthales; Pyriculariaceae.